Onychostoma macrolepis is the source of this 1808-nucleotide messenger RNA. It is a transcript of the gene dnase1l1l, whose product is annotated as deoxyribonuclease I-like 1-like. Bases 83 to 835 code for a protein of 250 amino acids. The transcript has 9 exons. Gene Ontology annotation, cellular component: nucleus. Gene Ontology annotation, biological process: DNA catabolic process. The record is from RefSeq and is a predicted model, not a curated record. Lineage: Eukaryota; Metazoa; Chordata; Actinopteri; Cypriniformes; Cyprinidae. Gene Ontology annotation, molecular function: DNA nuclease activity.
CCAGAGCCCAUUAAAACAUUCACUCCAGCCCAAAAAAACUGUGAUAAUAGCUUGACAGUCGUCAUACAGGGUGUCCUGAUAAAUGAGGUCGUCUCUUUUGGUGUGUUUUGUUGGAUUAUGUUUAUGGACUUCUGUAAUUUCACUGAAGAUCUGUGCCUUCAACAUCCAGAGCUAUGGGGAAGCAAAGGCCAGCAAUAAGAAAGUUAUGGAGAUUUUGAUAAAGAUUAUUUCUCGCUGUGACCUGAGUUUGAUUCAGGAGGUUCGAGAUUCUAGAGGUCAAGCUGUGUCUGCACUGUUGAUGAACCUGAACAGGUUUGACAAAUCUCACAUUUACACACAUUUAGAGAGUAAAAGAAUGGGGAAGAAAACAUAUAAAGAGCAGUAUGUGUACAUUUACAGAAAAGACAUGCUGCAGGUCCAAGAGCAAUACCAGCACCCAGAGUUCAACGAGAGCACAGUAUUCACCAGAGAGCCGUUCAUCAUAUGGAUCCGUUCUCCCACAACCUUGGUGAAGAACUUUGUCCUUAUUGGUCAGCACACCUGUCCUAAGAGUGCAAUGAAAGAAAUGGAGGCACUGUAUGAGGUCUUCCAAACAAUCAGGAGGAAAUGGAAAACUGAGAAUGUGAUGUUUCUCGGGGACUUAAAUGCAGCUUGCAGCUAUGUUACCAAUAAAGGACUGAAAAACGUGCGUCUCAGGAGUGACCCAAAGUUCCACUGGCUGAUCAGAGAUGAACAAGACACUACAGAUUAUUAUUCAUGGCAAAGAACUAAUUUCUGGAAUAGUUCCGGAAUCUGCUCAACCAUUCAACUUCAAAGAGAAAUUCAAUCUAUCUGAGGAAGAGGCUUUGGAAGUCAGUGACCACUAUCCUGUAGAGGUGGAUUUGAAACCAAACCAUCGCUACCUCCUGCGCCAUGAACUGUGAAAUGAAAAAUAUCUGUGAACGAGAUACAAAGUAUCAAUUCUAAUAGUAUAUAAUUAUUUGCCUGAUACUGUGAUAAUUUACUGGUUCAAUGUCCAAUACUACAUGAGCAGCGUGUACAAUUACUACACACAUUUACUGUGUAAAUGUUGUCACGCAAGGAAACAAAAGGGGCAGAAAAAAUACAUGAUGUUUAGAGGCUCUGAACUGAUAGCACAGAAAGAAAAUGUGAUUAGAAAAUGGAAAAUUAAAGCUUUUAUCUUAUAUUUUAUUAUGCUGUUUUAGGAAAAAACGAGUUGUUUACUACACUAUUUAAGGCAUUUUUAUAUAAUUCAUUCAUUAUAUAUACAAAUUAUUUUUAAAAUAAAUUUUGGAUUUAUGGUGGCUUGGUGCUCUGCUAUAGUGUCCUGUAGUAAAUAAUAAACACAAUGUCCUCAUAUUGCCAGUAUCACAAUUAUACCUGAAAUUCUAUGAAAUAUUAUACAUUUGGACUAAAAGCCACAAAACUGUCAUAUUUACACAUCAGAGGGUCAUGAUUUGUCACAUUGCAUGUUUUGAUCAAGAGAAGUAGAAGCUAUGCUCUUGUGUUCUUUCAUUCUGUAAUGUCACUAAAUAAUUCACACUAUAAAAUCGACUAAAACUCACAGCACUACAGUGGGUCACUAAAAAUGAAACCUCUCAGAAUGGAUACCGAGCAUCUUGUUCAUUUGAAAAAACAUUUUAUAUUGGAAAGCCACAGCAGUGUUUUGAAUAAAAUUACUGUGUAACUCAUGAGGAGGAUGCAUCAAUUUAGAGGAGAUGUGUGGUGUUCGUGCUUCUCAAACCACAACCUACAAAAUGUCAUACAAGGCAGCGUUCCUGCUGCUGCUAACACACUCACUCACACAC